Messenger RNA from Vicia villosa (hairy vetch), 633 nucleotides. RefSeq lists its product as uncharacterized. The transcript has a single exon. The record is from RefSeq and is a predicted model, not a curated record. NCBI's taxonomy places the organism in Eukaryota, Viridiplantae, Streptophyta, Magnoliopsida, Fabales, Fabaceae. Bases 1 to 633 code for a protein of 210 amino acids.
AUGGCAUCAGAGCACGAUGAUCCUCAAAAAAUCGAAUCGGAGAAGAAAUCACAUACUUCAUAUAAUGACAAAAACUCAUUAGUCGUUACACCAAGCUCGCCAUACUACGUUAGUUCCUUAGAUAACCCAGGAACACCCCUAGUAGCAGCCUUGCUCAAUGGCAGAAACUACAAAAUAUGGCCGCGUUCAAUGAAGAUGGUACUCUGUGCAAAGAUGAAACUGGGUUUCGUUGAUAGAACAAUCACAAAUCCAGGAAAGCAGAAUGCAGAUUACCAAAAAUGGGAGGGAGCAGAUUCCAUGGUGAUGGUGUGGAUCAUAAACACGACAAAUCUAAAACUCCAUGGAAGUAUCUCGCAUGCAGCCAUUGCAAGGGACAUCUGGCUGGAUCUCGAAGAACGUUUUGCUUUAGCAGAUGCACCUAGGAUUCACCAAUUGUGGCGCAAUCUGUGUCUGAUGCAGAAGAAUGAUGAUUUGGAUGUGACUGAAUUUUACACUCAAUUCAAAAGCAUAUUUGAUGAAUUAAAUGAGCUUCAACCGCUGCCAUCUUGUACAUGUGGAGCUUUUAAAGAAUUGAUGAAAAGAGAAGAAGAACAACGACUCCUUCUAUUUCUAGGAGGUCUAGACAGUGAGUAA